AGAAGAAACUGCUCGCAGCUCGACCAAUGAAUGGAAGUUGGGAGGAAACGUCGCGCGAGUCCCUGUCGCUUCCUCUUUCUUGCCGAUUUCAAUCUUAACACACUUUAUGAAGUAUUAGCUGCUAUGCCCAGCGACUCCCCAACCAUUCCCACAGCUUGACAAGCUUGACCGACCGCCAGCUCUCCCCCCUCGGGCCUCUCCACGGUUACUCCCCGGUGUUUACUCCCAGCGGUCCGACCGGUAGAAGCGGCAAAGAUGUCCGACAACGGCGGCUUGGCAGUCGGCCUCCUGUCCUACGAGACGCUGGUUCAUGCUGUGGCAGGUGCGAUGGGGAGCAUCACAGCCAUGAGCGUCUUCUUUCCUUUGGACACGGCCAAGAGCAGGCUGCAGGUGGAUGAGAAGCGAAAGUCCAAGUCCACUCCCGUUAUCCUGGCCGAGAUCGCAAAGGAAGAAGGCUUCCAAUCACUAUACAGAGGCUGGUUCCCAGUCAUCUCCAGCCUCUGCUGCUCCAACUUUGUUUAUUUCUACACCUUUAACUCGCUGAAGAAGCUGACAGCUUCCAGUCGAAUCACAUCUAAACCUGGCAAGGACCUGCUCAUGGGGAUAGCAUCAGGAGUGGUGAAUGUGCUUCUGACUACCCCCAUGUGGGUGGUCAACACCCGUCUGAAGCUGCAGGGGGUAAGGUUCAGAAAUGAGGACCUGCACCAGACUCGGUACCGGGGCAUAUUUGAUGCCCUCUCACAGAUCAUUGCUAAUGAGGGAGUGGGAACUCUGUGGAACGGCACUCUGCCCUCUCUUAUUCUCGUCCUCAACCCAGCUGUACAGUUUAUGUUUUAUGAGGCCAUGAAGAGGAAGGCGGGCAGGGGAGGGAAAAGGAUCUCCUCAGCAGAGAUCUUCCUCAUGGGAGCCAUCGCCAAGGCCAUUGCUACCACUGCAACAUAUCCUCUUCAAACAGUUCAAGCCAUCCUAAGGUUUGGCCAGUAUAAAGGAGAUGGGAAGGGCGGCGUGAUCGGAAGCCUCUCAAACAUUGUGAUCCUUCUAAUGGACAGAAUCAAGAAAAAUGGUUUUCUUGGUUUGUACAAGGGCCUGGAGGCAAAGCUGCUACAGACAGUACUGACAGCUGCCCUCAUGUUUGUUGUGUAUGAAAAGAUCACCGCUGCUACCUUUAAAGUCAUGGGCAUUAACAGAAAACUGAAGCAGUGAACAUGCAUCUCACCCGAAGCAGUGCUGCAUUCGUAGCAGCAGGUUUUGGUGACCACAGGAAUGAUUAAGACCUGGCCACAGAAUCACAAGCAACAAUCAGGCAUCAUAAAUCAAAUGACAAUGUUUUUCUGACUUGAGUCAUUUGUUAAACGCAGCGUUGAUGUGGCACCAGUCUAAAUGAAAGAGACAGUCUGGAGGGAAAUUAAAUCUGAAAUACUUUGGUUUGCACAACAAAUGUAAUCACUUUUUCUCUUUUUAUUUGAGAAAAUAACUAUGGGCUUCUCAGUUUGGAAAAACAGGAAAACAUUGGCAUUUGACAAAUAGACAUGUCUCAUCUCUCAUUUCUUUCAGUGCUUCAGCUUCUUUACUCAUUUCAAGGCUUUGCAGGUCUGAGUUUGCCUCAGACUUCUCACCUGGUCACAGCUGAGAUUAACACCAUUAACCAUUAAACCAUGAAACUAUUAACAGCAGAAAUCGGCAAGAAAAGGCAUAAGUUACACAAACCCUGAAUAGAAUAUGGGGUGAUUGGUAUAUAAAUACAAAAUUAUGAUAUUAAAACAAAAUACUAUAAUAUAAAUCUGUAGAGACAAUAGUUUUUAUAUUUAUUGAAGAAAGUCUAAGGAUACUCUGUAAGCAGACCAAAAACUAAAGGUUCUUAUUGAACCACUAUGUUUUCCUAUUUUCUUUGAUGAUGAAACACUUGAUAAGGUAGCUAUUCACCAGUGUGACCAGUCUUUUUCGAAUAGAAGAGUUUGAGUGAUGUCAGCGUAUAUUUAUUAUUGCAGUGUCUAGACCAAUAAUGUAAACAUACCUAUACUAGUAGGUGCUGCCUUGAUCUGAUGUUGUCAAAUUGUUAAACCAUGUUCUACUAGAUGGAAACCUCAUAAAUGUGCUAAUAUAAAAUGUGAACACAAAUCUAGUAAAAACUAUUUGUCAAAGCCUAAAAGGUUGUUUAACUAUAAAAAUGUACACUUUGAUUUUAUUACUUGAGUGGAAUGAGAAACUAAGAAUUUAACGCUGCAUGCGUACAAACUCUGGUUUAGAUGCCUCUAAAUUAUUAACAAAAUGUAAGUACUGUUAAUCUACGUAAGUGCAGCAGUCAUUGAUUGUUUGCAUAGGUCAGUAUGAACACUGCUGGUGUCUUCCAUUAUUUAAAUCACUGUUCAGUUCACUGCACUGACCAACACUGUGCUCUUAUCUCUUCUCUAAUUGAGCUGAAUGGACAUUUCUUCUAAAACUGUUUUACGCUUUCUGGUUCUUUUAUACCAGUUAUACAACAUGUGAAUUGUGAUGGGAAAUGUUGCCUUUAACCAUUUGGCAGCUCCACAUUUACGGUCAAAGCACUGUUGGCAGUUCUAAUAAGCGUGAGCCAUAUUACGAUUUACGCCUUUAGCUUCUCUCUAUUAAUAUUGGUCUUGACAUGAACUUUGUCAAAACUGUUACUAAACUAUGUCAUGGUUCAUAACUAUAGUUUUUCUAAAUUCACGUUUAUCCUAAAAGAUGCUGUCAGUGACAACUGGGCGUUUCCUUUUCCAGUCCAGUUGACGCUGUACAUCACAUUUGUGGAUAAUUAUUUUUUUUUGUCAGAACCUCUUUCUUUUUGUUGCCUUAUUUUCUUUUUUACAUUGCCUUAACUGUUUACUUGAACAGAUUUUGUAAGUACUGAUGAAAUACUUCCUUGACAUCUUGAGUUUCAAAUGCAUUUUUUGUAAUUUUGUUUAAAUUAACACCACUGUUACUGGUAUUUAAUUUAUUACCAUAACCAGGGACUUGAGAAAUAAUAAACAGCAAACUGAAA
This is a messenger RNA of Betta splendens (Siamese fighting fish), 3001 nucleotides long. It is a transcript of the gene slc25a17l, whose product is annotated as solute carrier family 25 member 17-like. Bases 256 to 1203 code for a protein of 315 amino acids. The transcript is spliced from 9 exons. Gene Ontology annotation, cellular component: peroxisomal membrane. The record is from RefSeq and is a predicted model, not a curated record. Gene Ontology annotation, molecular function: FAD transmembrane transporter activity; ATP transmembrane transporter activity; coenzyme A transmembrane transporter activity. Lineage: Eukaryota; Metazoa; Chordata; Actinopteri; Anabantiformes; Osphronemidae.